Cyprinodon tularosa is the source of this 5175-nucleotide messenger RNA. Its product is annotated as ERC protein 2-like. Gene Ontology annotation, cellular component: cytoskeleton of presynaptic active zone. The transcript has 21 exons. NCBI's taxonomy places the organism in Eukaryota, Metazoa, Chordata, Actinopteri, Cyprinodontiformes, Cyprinodontidae. Gene Ontology annotation, biological process: regulation of synaptic plasticity; neuromuscular synaptic transmission; maintenance of presynaptic active zone structure. Bases 368 to 3934 code for a protein of 1188 amino acids. The record is from RefSeq and is a predicted model, not a curated record. Gene Ontology annotation, molecular function: structural constituent of presynaptic active zone.
UGGGUUUGCACAACCACGCGGUCCCGCUCGUAGGACAGGUCACAGCUGAGCCGAUGAGAUCAUGGAGCCUGAGGUCGGACGGGAUACGGCCAACAGGACUGCUCGGUGAUGGAGAGCUUCCUGUCCGAAUUCACGAUGUCCUACAGUAUAGCUGAAAAUACAAGACAUCCUGCCAAUGUUUCUAGGAGCCCCACUGCCAACAGUCUCCACUUCUUUCUUCGAAGAAGACUAAAUACAGCUCAGUCUCCACACAGUCGGAUAUGGACAAGUGAAAAGUUUUGGCCAUUAAGUGCUCUUCAUUAUUCCUGUUGCUUGUUCUUAUUCCAUCAACUAUUUCCUUCCAGAUUUUAUAUUUUACAAUAAAAUUAUGCCUUUAAACAUAAGAGCCAAGCCCUCACACAGCAAGCUGACUGCUGCUGCAAAGAGUAGUGGGCACAAUGAUGGCAGCACAUCUCAAUCACGCUUUCAGAGGUCUGCGAAACAGGGAAAAGGCAAACAGGCAGUCACAUCAGGUCCUGGGUACCGCUCAGGACUUGAGCCUGGCUCUGUGUCAAGCGGUGGGCCUCCACCGGCAGCUAAACUGACCGGGGCACAAGGUUCAGCUUCAAAGCCGGGUUCAAGAAUCAAAAUCAGUACAUCAGCAGCAGAAAAAGGCUCAGCUCGUGGUUCAGCAACAGCUCCGGGGGGUAAAACCCUGUCCAUGGAGAAUAUCCAGUCCCUAAGUGCUGCAUAUGCCACUUCUGGAACCAUGUAUCCCAGUGAGCGGGAGUCCUUGGAACCUUCCGGCGGGUACCCAAAAGGCACCAUGACGUUAGGCCGGAGUACCAAACGCUUAUCUUACAGCAGUCGCACAAUAGGUAGUGGAAGCACCCCAAACAUCACAGCCUCUGGUAUGCAUCACAUAUCAGACUCAUGUGGAGACCAAACUGUAGUUUGUACAGGAACUUCCAGUUUACGCCGGCAGUCAGGAAGAUGCACCCAAACAGUGGAUUCAGCUGAUCGGGGAGAGGCUUCCACUUACGAUCUCCAGGCUAUGCUGAGGGAUCUGCAGAGGGAGAAUGAAAGUCUCCGGAGAGAAUUGGACGGCGGAAGGGAUGGAAAGACAGGCUAUGGCACGAAUAGUGUUAAUUUCUGGAGCCCGGAUGUUAAGAGAGACAAGGGGAGUAGGCGUGAGGAGGGAGUAAGGACGCCAGCUCUGAGGGAGCCAUGCAGGGUGAACCAAGAAGAUAUACUGCUGGGAGAUAUGAGAAGAAACAAGCAGCUUCCCUUGACAGUGCAGGAGCUACAGGAGGAGCUGAGAGCUCACAGAGAAACAAACAGUCGUCUGCGGCAACAACAGCAGCAGGGCAACUGCUACCGAGAACACCAUAUGGACCAGGAGUUCAGAGGGGAGAUCAGCCCUGGACACAGUCCCAGACAAAGUCCUGUAAACCUGCACAGUCCCAGAGCAAAGAACAGUCCCAAAGCCAGCCCGUCUAACACCUACAAUCCAAGGCAACAAGAGGCUGACAUCAUCAUUCACAGUCCUGGCUAUGGGUGUAACACAUUGACAGCCACACAGAGACUUAGCCCAGCCAACACCCUUCAGCCUGGCCAGAGGUAUAGUCCAAACCAAUCUCUCUACAGCCCCAGUCAAGGCCCAGGAGUAGUGCCCAGCUCUAGCCCCUGUCGUCCCUGUAGCCCCUGUCAGGUGCCCGGGUGUGAUGGCUUUUCCUCACCUCCUCCUCAGGAUUCAACAGAGGAAAACUUCUUCCGACUGCAGUCAGAACAUGAGCGUCAAGCCAGCGAGCUGUCUCUGCUGCGGAAGACUAUGGAGGAGAUGGAGAUGAGGAUCAACUCUCAGAAGCAGACACUGGGGGCACGAGAUGAGAGUAUUCAUAGGCUGCUGGAGAUGCUUCAGGGUCAAGGACAUGGAGAACGGGCACAUCGGACAGGCAUAAUUGCCAUGGCAGCGAAGGAGGCUGAUGCCCACUUGGAGAGCAUGCAUUUGAGAGAGAACACAAACCCAUCGUUCUGUUUUGAUCCUGAUGUUAUCUGGCAGGACACCAAGAUUUCUUCCCUGGAAAGAAACAUCAGAGACUUAGAGGAUGACGUCCAAAUGCUAAAAACCAAUGGCCUGUUGCACCCUGAUGACAGGCACGAUGAACUCAAGCAGGUGGAAGUCUACAAGAGCCACUCUAAAUUUAUGAAAACUAAGGAGCAGGCAUUGUCCCCACGUGUGUCUUCCAUCAGACCAGCUCCCACCUUCUUCAUGCCCACCCAACUGCCUUGGAUCACAGAACAAGAAGAAAUAGAGCAGAUGAAACAGGAGCUGAGCAGAAAGGAGUCGGACAUGCAGGCUCUGCAAACCAAGCUAGAAACGUUGACCAACCAGAACUCGGACUACAAGCAACACAUCGAGGUCCUUAAAGAGUCGCUCAGUGCCAAAGAGCAGCGCGCAAACACUCUGCAGACAGAGGUGGAUGCUCUGCGAGUGCGCCUCGAGGAGAAGGAACAGAUCCUGACUAAAAAGUCAAAGCAACUGCAGGACUUAAGUGAUGAAAAGAGCACACUGACGGGAGAAAUCAGAGAUAUGAAGGACAUGCUGGAUGUCAAGGAGAGAAAAGUGAAUAUCCUACAGAAGAAGAUUGAGAACCUGAUGGAGCAGUUAAAGGAUAAGGACAAACAGCUGGUUGGAUUGAGAGAAAGGGUUCAGGGCCUUCAAACUGACUCGAGUAACACAGACACAGCCCUGGCUACCCUGGAGGAGGCUUUAUCAGAAAAGGAGCGGGUGAUUGAGAACCUCCGGGACCAAAAGGAACGAGAAGACAGGGUGAGGCUUGAAGAGAUGGAGCAGAUGAGGAAGGAGAACCAGGAAUUGAAAGAAAAACUUGCAGCCCUGCAACCCCCAAAACUGUCACAGAGCCAAGUCACUAACUCCAGCUUAAUCCAGAAUCAGAAGCCUGAUGCAGAGGCCCAACCCAAAGUGGAUGGGCUGCCACCAAUGUGCCCUAAGAACCAAAACCCAGAAGAAACUGUCAGAAUCUGUCCAGACAUCGCAGAUCGUCUGAGACUUCUCGAGCAGGAAGUGGUCCGCUACAGAGAAGAGUCUGGGAACUCCCAGGCUGAGGUGGAGAGGCUAAAGGGAGCACUAAAGGAAGCUGAAGUGGACAAAUCUUUCAAGGAGAAGAAAAUUACUGAUCUUGAGAGACCUGGGCAAAUCAAGUCUCCAAAUAUCCAGAAGCAGAUGGUGCCUGGUGAGAUCCGGAAAGAGGCCUUGGCAGAUGGACAUCCACAUUCUUUAUCACAGCUUUGCACUUCCCAGGAUGCUAUGCGUGAGACAGCAGAGCGGAUAAUGGAGCUGGAAAAGGCUCUAAGGGAGACCAUGAACACCUCUGCACAUAGGGAGGCUCUCUGGACGCAAGAAGAGGCUGCUCGUGUUCAGGCCCAGAAACAGCUUGAGGAGCUGAUGGGGGCUUUAGAGAAGACACGCCAGGAGCUGGAUGCCACCAAAGUCCGUCUUUCUUCCACUCAGAAGUGCCUACAUGAACGAGAUGGACACCUCAGCCACCUGCGGCAGGAGAGACGCAAACAGCUGGAGGAGAUUCUAGAGAUGAAGCAGCAAGCUUUGCUGGCAGCCAUCAGUGAGAAGGAUGCUAACAUUGCCCUGCUGGAGUUAUCCGCUUCCAAACGAAAGAAAGCCCAAGAUGAGGUGAUGGCUCUGAAGAGGGAAAAGGACAGGCUUAUGCACCAGCUCAAACAGCAGACUCAGAGCAGAAUGAAGUUAAUAUCUGAUAAUUAUGAGGAAGACUACAUCCACCCCCAACAUCAUCCUCAUCAUUUGCACCACAUGCAUCCAGCAAAUUUGCAUCACCGGAGUCUGCCGAGAGGGGACCCCCAUGCCAACCACAGACCUCCGAUGGAUCAGGAUGAUGAAGAGGGAAUAUGGGCCUGAUGAACCCUAUUCAUUGGAACUGGCAUCUCUUGGGUUUCUGUACAAGCUGUUGAAACCUCAGGAAUGGGUCGCUUCAGCUCCCAGGACCAGAGGAUUCAUCCUUGUUUUCAGCCCCUAAUACUUAAAUAUGAAAGUGCAACAAAUUUGGCUUUUAAAUGGUUUUAAAUAUCAAUGUCACUGAUAAAAGUCGCAUUCAUGGACAAACACAAUGGAUGGCUGGGGAGCCGAGUUCCUUGUGGAUAAAUCUCCUUUACUGCAAUUCAGUUUUGGCAAGCUUGUUCCUGCCUUCAAUUCCUGGGCUGUUUUCAAUAGACUGGAAGCUGGAAUCGUUUUGCUGUGCCGUGGUGCUACAGAGGCCUGACUUCACAUUAACAAAGAGUCACAACAUUGCUGAUGACUGCAAGGAAAAGCUGAGCGAAAAGAACAACCCCCAAACCCAUACCUGCCCAGGUUUACUUUGCCAGGAAGGUAUUUACUUGGGCAGAUAAAUAUAGGACUUUUGUAAAUAUUACAACAUGGACCUCAAAAUCCUCUAUGUACAGUGCCAAAGGAACUGAUCCAGUCUACUGGGAUGGAUUAAUGAGAUGGGACUGCAACAGAUUCAACUAUCAUCCAAGAUUUUAUUCGCUGAACAAUUUAAAAUUUAAAUUGGGGAACUAUCUUUUACCUGUUAGUCAUACCCCAUGGAACUUUUAACAAUUUAGUCACAUCAGAACCAAAAACUAAAAUGCUUUUUUUAUGGAGUGCAUAUCUCUGAGGUUUUCUUAAAAGUAUAUUUUUUCUUCUGUGUUUAAAGUUGAAAACACUUUUGAGGUUAUUUCUCUACAAGCUCCAGCUAUUUUUCUUCAAAUAAUAGUUAAACAUCAGUUAGAUCAGAUGGAACAUAUGAGAUAAUAUUGUUUUAGCCAUGGAUAACCAACUGGAUUUAGGUCUUGGCUUUCAGUGGGCCAUUCUAAAAGUUAUUUGAUCUAAAUCAGGGGUAUCCUGCAAGUUUUUAGAUUCACCCUUGUGUCAUCACAGCUUAUUCAUAUGCUGCUAUCCUGAUGAUUCACCAAACAGGAAGUGUGUUCAGUGUGAUAUGCAGUGUCAGUGUUCGGCCACUUAAUGCUACGUAGGUUACAAAGUUCUCCUACUCGCUGUCCUAUAGCACAGCGGUCCCCAACCACCGGGCCGCGACUGGUACCGGUCCGUCAGUCUUUUGGUACCGGGCCGCACAGAAAAAAGCAUAUAUAUAUAUAUAU